AUGCGCAGCCACUAUCGCGCUCUGUUGGCGCUGGCCGUCCUGUUCGUGGACAUCAACACGGCUCUAGCAUUGGCGCAGACGGAGUCUACAAAGGUGACGUCGCUGGACUCGCGACUACCCGAUCGCCUGCAUGCAACCAAAGACGACAGCGAUGUGUCCCGCCAGCGCUUCCUACGGACGAGAGACGCGAAUGCGCAGCGUAUGGAGGAGAGAGGCAAUUUCGGAGCGGCGGUGGUGGAGAAGGCUGAAUGGGCCGGCAGGAUCCUCAAGUAUACUGGAUGGCUUACAGCGGGCAAGCAUCCCGACUGGGUGAAAGAUGCUCAUCCUGAACAUUGGGUGGGAUACUAUCGAUUCUGGGCAAAGGCUCACGUGAACGACUUGUAG
Hyaloperonospora brassicae is the source of this 384-nucleotide messenger RNA. The record is from the annotation of a GenBank genome assembly. NCBI's taxonomy places the organism in Eukaryota, Oomycota, Peronosporomycetes, Peronosporales, Peronosporaceae.